Molecule: messenger RNA, 3573 nt
Organism: Ogataea philodendri
Lineage: Eukaryota; Fungi; Ascomycota; Pichiomycetes; Pichiales; Pichiaceae
Exons: 6
Coding region: 1-3573 (1190 amino acids)
Biological process (GO): protein modification process
Cellular component (GO): cytoplasm
Molecular function (GO): biotin--[biotin carboxyl-carrier protein] ligase activity
Source: RefSeq, a predicted model, not a curated record
AUGAACGUUCUUGUGUAUAACGGGCCGGGCGUCUCUUCGGACAGCGUCAAGCACUGUCUGGACUCGCUGAGAGCGGUGUUGUCGCCGUACUACGCCGUGGCAUCGGUGGAGCCGCGCGUGCUGCUGUCGCAGCCAUGGCAGAACAAGACGGCCAUGGUGGUUGUUCCUGGGGGAGCUGAUUUAGGGGUGUGUGCCACGCUCAACGGCACGGGCAACAGCCUGAUCCGCAAGUACGUGUCGCGCGGAGGCAAGUUCCUGGGUCUGUGCUCCGGGGGGUACUACGGGUCUGCCAGGUGCGAAUUCGAAACGGGCAACCCAACAAUGGAGGUGACUGGGUCUCGCGAGCUCAAAUUCUUCCCCGGCACCGCCAGAGGCGCUUGUUUUAAAGGGUUCCAGUAUGGAACAGAGGAAGGGGCUCGCGCAGCGAAACUGAAAACCGGUUUCCCCACAAAGUCCCCACUGUACACCUACUACAACGGCGGGGGUGUGUUUGUGGACGCUGACAAGUAUCCCAACACACAGGUGCUGGCCGAGUACGAGGACCCAUUGGAGGUCGAGUGCACCGGUCCACGCGCCGCCGUGGUUCUGUGCUCUGUGGGCGAGGGAAAAGCCCUGCUUUCUGGCGUGCACCCGGAGUACAACCCAAAACUGAUGAACCCAGAGCCAAACUCGCCGUUCGAGCACACGGUGGGGAAAUUGAGAGAAACCAACGAGACCAGAGUCCAGUUCCUGCGCGACUGUCUGUUGCAGCUCGGUCUGAGAGUCAACACUGACCCAGACGCAAUUCCAAGUCUCACCCCACUGGUGCUGUCAUCCCUCCACCCUGAGCCGCUCGCCAAGUUGGUGGCAGACAUGGAGUCCAAGAUCGGCUACCAGGACAAAAACCUCAUGGAUCUCGGCACAGAUACGGUGCGGAUCCACAAGACGCUCGACAGCUUUGUGCAGCAGGACAUGUCCGACCCGGUGACCGCGGUGAAAGACGUUUUCGUGUGCGACAAGUCGCUGCCGCAGUCGUCCCAGACCCCGUACUUUGACAUCCGGCAGUUCCAGCAGGAGCUUGCGGCCGCGUACCAGGAGACCGGGGCCCAUGCCGUUGGCGACCUUGGAGCUGUGUUUGCGUACGCGCAGGUGCUCACGUCGACAAGUUCGCUGAUGAUGCACAACUCGCCGUUCCUGCGGGUGCUUCCCCACGGGUUCAAUAUCCACGGAGGAACCCAGGUGGCUGGCCGUGGACGGUCGGGAAACGUGUGGGUGAACCCACAGGGCGUUUUUGCAACCUCCACUUUCCUCAAGCUCCCACUGGAUGUGCCGAUCGUGCUGAUCCAGUACCUCGGAAGCAUGGCCAUCGUGCAGGCCGUCAACUCGUACGGCCCCGGCUACGACAAGGUGCCUGUGCGACUCAAGUGGCCGAACGAUGUCUACGCUCUGCGCCCGGACUCGUUUGGCCAAAACGGCCUGGAUGCGUACACCAAGGUCGGUGGGGUGCUUGUGGAGACAAGCAUCUUCGACAACCUCUACCACGUUGUGGUGGGGACCGGUCUCAAUAUCUCGAACGAGGGCCCCACCACGGCACUCAACCUUGUCAUCAAGGAACUCAACAAAAGAGAGCACUUGAACCUGGCCCCCAUCACCCCCGAACGGCUGCUGGCCAAGUACCUCUCGAUUUUCAACCUGAUGCUCGAGCGGUUCAAGGUGGACGGCCUGGCUCCGUUCCUGGACCUGUACUACAGACAGUGGCUCCACAGCGGGCAGAACGUGACGCUGGACCAGCACGGUGGGGCUAAGGCCAAGAUUGUGGGGAUCAGCAAGGACUUUGGGCUGCUUGUUGCGCGCGAGACAGACGCGUUCGGCAACUACACCGGACACACGUCGGCGAGUACUGUGGGGAGGUUGGUGAGUACUGUGGGGAAGUUGGUGAAUAUUGUGGUGAUGUUGGUGAGUAGGACGGAGAAGUUGGGGAGUAUUGUGGGGAAGUUGGAGAAUAUGAUGGGGAGGUUGGGGAGUAUGAUGGAGAGGUUGGGGAGUAUGAUGGAGAAGUUGGAGAAUAACUUGGGGAAGUUGGGGAGUAUGAUGGGGAGCACCAGUGUCGUUUCUGUUGAAACCGUGUCUCGAGAUGGCAACCAGAUGACCUCUGUAGGUCAUAAGGUCAACCAACAAAGCCAGAUGUCUGUAAUUGACGUAAGAACCAUCGAACGCAAUAACGUUCAGAAUCUCCUUGUACAACGCACUUCUGGCAGCCUCGAUACCAAGCACAAACAGAAUCUCAACAAACGAGUUAGAAUAGGUUCUGGUAGUGUCGACACCAUCAACAGCCAACACAUCGGCAAGGUUGACACCGUCGGUUUCCAAAACCCACUCCUCCUUCUUGGCGAAAUCUCCAGUCUCGUCGAUAGCCUUCUCUUCACGAACAAUUCUACAUCUGAUCACAAGCUUCUCAGCAUUGUCUUCAGACCAGAUGACGAACAGAUCGUCUCCAAAGUUCUCCAUGAUUUGGGUUGCAACUUGACUCAUGGUCAACUGCUUAUCCAACAUCUUGGCUCUGUCAAGCUCCAAUCUCAGAAGCCAUGGAGACUGCUUGUGAAGGUUCUCUUCCACCUUCUCAUCAGGAAUAGCAAAGUAUGCCUCCACAGUGUCGAUAUCGUCUUCAACAACAGUGCUCCGUGGAUCUGGAUCGUAGAAGAUCUCCACAGUCAAAGCCGGAGUCUUGACGUUCUUUGCCACGUUCAAAAUCUCCUUCAGUCUAGGAACACCCAAUGUGACGUUCUUCGAAGACACACCAGCAUAGUGGAAUGUGUUCAACGUCAUCUGGGUAGCCGGCUCUCCGAUCGAUUGGGCAGCAAUGACACCAACCAUCUCACCAGGGUUGAUCAAAGACUUCAAGAACUGUUGCUCAAUAUCCUUUCUAAGGUACUCUCUGUCUGCAAGAAGUUGCUCAAACUCCUCAUCCAAGUACUUUUGAAUUUCAAUGUCACCAAUGAUCUCUGUGCCAUACUCAACCAAAUCAGGACGAAUAGAAGUCUCGACAUUCAUCAAGUCAACGCGGUACUUCUUCUCGAAUGCCUCGUUGGAUCCAGGAAUCGUGUCCACAGUUUGCUUCUCGACCUGUGUACCGUCAAUUCCGUCUUCACCAUAGAUGAACUGGAUGAUAUCUCCCAAAGAGUUUCUGGUUGUACCAUCGUAGUGAACCAUGAUAUCUUCAAGAGCCUUCAGCAAACGACGCUGAAUGUAUCCAGUCUCGGCAGUCUUGACAGCAGUAUCGAUCAAACCUUCUCUACCUGCCAUCGCGUGGAAGAAGAACUCUUGAGGAGUCAACCCUCUCAAAUAAGAGUUCUCAACAAAACCCUUCGAUUCGGCAGAGUAGUCAUCCUUAGUGAAGUGAGGCAGAGAACGAUCAGCGAAACCGAAAUUGAUACGCUUACCUUCCACGAUUUGUUGACCCACACAGGCAGACAUUUGGGAAAUGUUAAUAUAAGAACCUUUAGAACCAGCAGUCACCAUCUGUUUGACGUUAUUGGAGUCUUUCAACGAGGUUUCAGCAGAUUUACCAGCAGAGUCUCUGGCUUCAUUCAAUAA